CAACCGUGAGAUCAUGACCUGAGCCAAAGUGAAAUGCUUAACCGACUAAGCCACCCCUUGCUUUUGCUUUCUUUGGGAGAUAUGUAUAUUAACUUAAUGAACUAGACACUGACACGCAUUAUUGCUCCUUCUUUGGGAAGUUAGAAACAGUCUUUCUGUUUGUUCUUUUAAGUGAAGUUGAAAUUAUUCCAUUGCUCUGAACUGAUGAAGGAAUCUCACUGUCAGUACCCAAAAUAGCAUGCCCAAAGCUAUUUCACUGUUCAGGUUUGGGUGUCAAAAUGCCAAACCAUAAACACUAGAACUUUUAACCUAUAUAGUAUAUAUCUAAGCUACUAUAGCAUCAGUUUGAAAUUUUAAAAACUUUGAUUACAUUUAUCUCUUCAUUUCGAUCUCAAGUAUUUUUAAUUCUUAACUUGAAAUUUGGCAUAUUUGUUAAAAAUAUUGCUAUGUUUUCUUAACAAUUAAAAAUUAAUAGUUACAUCUUAUUUCAUUUAAUUAGUUAAUUAUGUUGUACAGAGUAUAGAAUGCCAUUAUCUGGAUUAGGUGAAUAUAUCCACCAAGACUAUAUUAACACUGCCUUUCUGUACAUACUAUCAUUUUAAAGCAUAAUUAUUUUUAAAUACUCUUUAUUUAUAUUGUAUCCUUAAUAUAUGCAAUCCUUAAGAAGAAAUAAAUAAAUAGUACACAUUUUGAAAGAACACACAAUGUAAUCUCCUUUCAUUUUAAAUACAAAAUAUUAGUAAAAUACUAUGUCAAAGAAAUGUCUUAUAUAGAGAGUAAUUUGAUUUAUCAGAACUUCUGAAUAAAAUAUUGAUCCCAUACUCAUUAGUUUGUCAGUUUUGUUUUUGUUUUCACUUCUGCUUUAUUAAGUAUAAUGUGACUGUCUGGACUACUUAAGAAGCAAAACUAUGUCCAAAAGGGGAAAGUUACACAAAACCAGAAAGAACUGAUUUGAAAAUACUGAGAUUUCCAACCCAUGUUAUCUCUUUUAUAGUUGCAUGGACUUAGGUAAGUAGCAUACUGGACACCACUUUACUGCUUAUAAAAUUGAUAUACUAACUGAACUCAUAUAUUUUAAUGACAUAUAAAUAAUAUUCUAUAACCUUAUCUGUCGUCUGAGAAGACUCCAUGCAUGAAAAUCUCUACUCUGAGACUUGCAUUUGGUCUACAAAGAAAGCAAUCCACCAGCAAAGUCAAACUUAAAGACCAGACUAUGACAUGAGAUGGUUUUCUUUUUAUCAAGCUUCCAUGACAUAAUAUGGAAGAUAAUAAGCAAGACCCUAUUGCUGUACUGUUCUAUUCCUCAAUUAUCAGAAAGUUGAAAUCUUACAGCUUGCCUUAUAGAGUAUUUGUGAUGAUUGAAUGACUCCUAAUUUGAAAUGUGUUACCAACAUUCCAGUUUUGUAAUAAUAUCACACAAAUGUUAGUACUGAAAUGAGAAUAAUGAAGAUGAAUACCCCUUUUAAUAUCAUGAACCCAGGUAACUCCUUUUCAAAUACUAACAGUGUUUGUGAUAUUAAGUACAGUAACUUCGAAUGUUUUCUUCCCUUAGUGAAGGAUGUUCCAGCAUCCCGGAGAUUCCAACAUCUCUAAGUUCCAGGUCUCUGAGUUCAUUCUGAUGGGAUUCCCAGGCAUUCACACCUGGCAGCACUGGCUCUCCCUGCCCCUGGCUCUGCUCUACCUCUUAGCUCUCACUGCCAACAUCCUUAUCCUGAUCAUCAUCAGUCAGGAGGCCACACUGCAUCAGCCUAUGUACUUUUUCCUAGGUGUCCUGGCUGUUGUAGACAUGGGACUGGCUACCACCAUCAUGCCCAAGAUUUUGGCCAUCUUAUGGUUCAGUGCCAAGGCCAUCAGUCUCCCUGAGUGUUUUGCUCAGAUGUAUGUCAUACAUUGUUUUGUAGCCAUGGAAUCAGGUAUCUUUGUCUGCAUGGCUAUAGAUAGAUAUGUAGCCAUUUGCAAACCACUACACUAUCCAUCAAUAGUUACUGAUUCUUUUGUGGUCAAGGCAACUGUGUUCAUGGCACUUAGAAAUAGCCUGGCUACCAUCCCAGUGCCUGUGUUGGCUGCUCAGCGACACUACUGCUCACAGAACCAAAUUGAGCACUGCCUGUGCUCUAAUCUUGGAGUCACUAGCUUAUCCUGUGAUGACAGAACAAUCAACAGCAUCUACCAGCUACUUCUGGCAUGGACACUGAUGGGGAGUGACCUGGCUUUGAUUUUUUUAUCAUAUGCUUUGAUACUUCACUCGGUGCUAAAGCUGAACUCAGCAGAAGCUGCUUCCAAAGCCCUAAGUACCUGCACUUCCCACCUCAUCCUCAUUUUGUUCUUUUACACAGUCAUUGUUGUCAUUUCCAUCACCCAUAAUGCAGCAAUGACGCUUCCCCUUGUCCCAGUUCUCCUCAAUGUAUUACACAAUGUCAUUCCUCCUUCCCUCAACCCCAUGGUGUAUGCACUCAAGAACAGGGAGCUUAGGCAGGGCUUGUAUAAGGUUCUGAAGAUGGACAAGGAGAACUAACCCUGAGAAUGGGCUCACUUGGAUAAUUCUCCCACAUAUUUAUCCAUCAUAUUACCCAAUCAUUACACAUGGCAGAAGAACUAAGGAACAUGUACACUGGCAACUUUCAGUUAAUAUAAGGAAACUGUGGUGAAAGUGAAACUUCACAAAAAGGGAUGAUAAUAAUAUUUGAAAUCUUGGUAGUCAGAAAAGUUUUUCACCAUAACACAAUGAUGCUGAUUGUCUCAAGGAUUCCAAGGGACAAGUGAAAUAUGCAUCUCAUUUUCCUACCUAGUUGCCCUGGCUAGAACUUCUAGACAAUGUUGAGUAGAGGUGGCUAAGGCAGAUACAUGCCAGUCUCUUCUUUUUAAUGGAAGAGUUUAGUCCAUGCAUAUUAAUUUGCUUAGUAAUAACAUAGUACCAAUUUCUGCCGUUUGUAUAUAUGCUUUCUAAUGUGUCUUAUAUCUUUUAAAAUUAGCAAAGGACUUGAAUAGACAUUUCUGUAAAGAAGAUGUGCAAUUUCCUUCAAGCACAUGAAGGAAUGCUCAACAUCAUUAGUCAUUAGACGAAUUCAAAUCAAAACCACAAGAUAGCACUAUAUCCUCUAAAUUGGCCUUAAUUCUUUGUUGUUGUUAUUGUUGUUGUUGAAGUAUAAUUAACAUACAGUGUUAUAUUAGUCUCAGGUGUACAAUAUAAUGAUUGAACACAUUAUUCAGUUAUCAUCACGAUAAGUGCACUCUUAAUCUCCUUUAUCUAUUUCCCCUACCCCCUCCUCCCUUACCUUCCUCUGGCAAACAAUUUGUUCUCCGUAUUUAAGAGUCUGGAUUUUUGUUUGUUUGUUUGCUUGCUUGUCUCCAUUUUCUUCAU
Messenger RNA from Felis catus (domestic cat), 3361 nucleotides. RefSeq names its product putative olfactory receptor 56B2. Gene Ontology annotation, molecular function: G protein-coupled receptor activity; olfactory receptor activity. The transcript has a single exon. NCBI's taxonomy places the organism in Eukaryota, Metazoa, Chordata, Mammalia, Carnivora, Felidae. Gene Ontology annotation, cellular component: membrane. Bases 1559 to 2515 code for a protein of 318 amino acids. Gene Ontology annotation, biological process: G protein-coupled receptor signaling pathway. The record is from RefSeq and is a predicted model, not a curated record.